Molecule: messenger RNA, 1384 nt
Organism: Cadophora gregata
Lineage: Eukaryota; Fungi; Ascomycota; Leotiomycetes; Helotiales; Ploettnerulaceae
Exons: 2
Coding region: 164-1384 (406 amino acids)
Biological process (GO): lipoate biosynthetic process
Cellular component (GO): mitochondrion
Molecular function (GO): lipoate synthase activity; 4 iron, 4 sulfur cluster binding
Source: RefSeq, a predicted model, not a curated record
UCGCUCUGGGACCACGUGACUGCGCCUUCUCGGCAACAAUGGGCCGAGCGAAUCGGGUGCUCAUAUUUCCAAGCAAAGCAUCGAGAAAUUGUUGAACCCGGCGAACAUCCACCACAGUUCGAAUUCCACGACGACGUUGACGACCAGGUGAAGGAUAUUCAUAAUGGCAGCGACAGUGAUCAGAUUCAGGUGCUUGAAUGCACCUCCACUGCGCCAGGCGUCUCGCGCAUUAUUUCCAGCUUCAAUUACAUCGCGAGGCUUUGCCACCGAAGCUCCCUCUCUCGAGCCCCCUACUAAACGACGCCCAACAUACUUCAAAGACAAACUGAAUAGCGUACCGUCAUUCAACGAGUUCAUGGGUGCAGAAGACGAGAUCCUGUCCAACGAAGAUGCCCUCGAAUUGCGGACUGCGAUGGUAGGACCACCAGGGAAGAAAAAGCAGAUUACUCGACUCCCGGAAUGGUUGAAGACGCCCAUACCGGAUAAUUCAAAUUACAAGAAGAUCAAGAAAGAUCUGAGAGGGUUAAAUCUGCAUACAGUUUGCGAGGAAGCACGGUGUCCCAAUAUUUCGGACUGUUGGGGAGGAGGCGACAAGAGCGCUGCUACCGCGACGAUUAUGUUGAUGGGAGACACAUGCACACGAGGAUGUCGAUUUUGCAGUGUCAAAACUUCGAAGGCACCUCCGCCGCUGGAUCCUCACGAGCCGGAACAUACUGCAGAGGCACUUUCGAGGUGGGGACUUGGAUAUGUGGUGCUGACGUCCGUGGAUCGUGAUGAUCUCGUGGACGGUGGAGCGAGACAUUUCACAGAGACGAUCAUGAAGAUCAAGCAGAAGAAGCCGGAUAUGCUAGUUGAGGCAUUGACGGGAGAUUAUGCGGGAGAUCUGGAUAUGGUGGCCAUGGUCGCGAGGAGUGGACUAGAUGUUUACGCUCAUAAUAUGGAGACGGUGGAAGAGUUGACUCCAUUUGUUAGAGAUAGAAGGGCGAAAUUCAGACAGAGUUUGCUGGUUUUAGAAGCUGCCAAGAAGACUGUUCCGACCCUGAUAACCAAGACGAGCAUUAUGCUUGGACUUGGCGAGACUGAGGAACAACUGUGGGCGACAUUGAAAGAACUUCGGAAAGUCAAUGUAGACGUCGUAACAUUCGGCCAAUACAUGCGUCCAACCAAGCGCCACAUGAAAGUCGAAGAAUACAUCACACCCGAGACAUUCGAGCUGUGGCGCCAGCGUGCUCUCGAUCUGGGCUUCCUCUACUGUGCCAGUGGACCACUGGUCCGUAGUUCGUACAAGGCGGGAGAAGCGUUCAUUGAGAAUGUGAUCAAGAAGAGGAAGGGUGUCACGAUAUUGACGGAUGAGACUACUGGUAUGCAGAAGGCGGUUGUAUAA